ACUUCAGAAUAACAAGGUCAGCUGUCAACAGCGCAAUAUCUUCACCAUUUAAAUUGCACGCUUGCCAUUCUGUCAGGUCGGUAAAAGACAUCAUAGGACUAGGUCUAAGUAACAAGUAAAGAAGAUGUAAAAUUCUGGACACUUUAAGUUACUUUAACUUAAAGCACGAUUUCAUUCAAUCAUAAUUAUUUCAAUCAUUGCAUUGAUUCACGCUGUUUUCUAAUAAAUUUUUCAUACUUUCGUAAAAAUAAUAGUAGUAUCAGGGAACAUGAAAAAAUAUAAUUUAAAUUUUGUAGUAAUUAAUUAAUUAUUUUUUUAUCAACAGAUGGUGUGUACAAAUUGACGUCGAAAAAUGCCAAUAAGUAAUCGCUGCAACGUACUGUACAUUGCUGCCUCCAUCUUGAUGUUGUUUGCAUUGAGUCAAUGUUUGAUUCAGGCAACAGGAGACACUGGUAUUUUAAGGCGACUACAGCGUAAUGCGGAAGAAGAUGGGAAUACCAUGCCAUCAACAAGUACCAAGGUGAUUAUUAAGUUUAAAAAUAAAAUUAGAUUCUAACUACCUUACCAAUGCCAAUACCAUAACCAUUCAUUUGAGAUUAAUAACUAAUAAUAUAAAUUAUAAUAUUUAUAAAUAAUAAUAAUAAUCAAUACCAGAGCCAGACUCAGAGUGAGUCAAAGAAAGCUGAUUUUAAACUUUACUACCUGCAAAUACCAGGAUAGUUAUUAAAUAACAUGACUAAUACUUUUGGAAAUGUAUCAACAGUUGCCUUUAACAAUAAUUAUUUUAUAACUUGAGUGAAAAAUAGAUACAUGAUUUUUUAAAAUCCUAUAAUCGAUGUAUAAUCCUAAUAUUGAUACUGAUAGAAAUACUUUUUUUGGUGUUAUUGGAAAGUUUAAAGUCAGCUUCAGCCACUGAUAACAUUAUCAUGCAUUAUAUGUCAGAUGUAUUUUAAAAUUGAGCUGGAAUGCCUAAUAUGAAUUACUGCACCCUAAUAUGAAUUACUGCACCCUGGCUGAAAAAUGUGUGUCAAAUAUUGUACUUUUGGCCUAUUUGCUCUUCCCUUACUGAAAAUAUGUGAUAUUUUAAUAAAUUAUAACAUUUAAAAUAUUUUCAUGACUCUAUUAACUUACAUUAACUGUUACUUCCAAAUAAUUCAAAUUUUCUUAUUAAUUAAAAAAAAAGUUUUUAAGUUUAUUUUGUUUCACAAUAAAAUAUAACAGGAAACAUUGUGAACAAUGUUUUUAAAAAAUCUAUACAUUAUGACUGUAAAGAUAUGUUAUAGGUUUUUCACUUAUUAAUUUGAACUAACACAUUUAUUGUAUUCUAAAGAUUUCAAUGAUAUAUAGAAUUUAAUUUUACUUUUAUAAUUUAUUUCACUUCUCUUUUCUCUGAUAGAUUUAAAAAUUUGAUAGUGUUAGAAUUUUUUCAUGGUGGCACAUUUACUAGAUUUACUAUUGUAUUUCUUUCCUCAGGUUAUUGAGUCAUUCCAUAUCAAGUCAGACAUCCGCUUUAGAUUUGCCACAACACAAAUUGUCAGUGUUGUCAGAAAUAAGGCAGACUUCCCUCAAGAAAUUGUUUUUGAUGUUGCAUUACCAAAAGAAGCCUUCAUAGUCAGUUUCUCCAUGUAAGUUCACAAUGAAGUAUGUUUAAGUACAUCACAUAAAUUAAAAGAAAAUACCAUUUUAGUUUUAUGUUAGUAAGGACUGUAAUAACUAAUUUUUGAUAUGUACAUUUUCCAUAUUUUUUUUUAACAGGGCCAUUGAUGGAAAAGUCAUUGAUGGGGAAGUCAAGGAGAAAGCACAGGCUAAGAAAGAAUAUCAGACAGCUGUAGACAGAGGAGAGAGUGCUGGAAUCGUUCAAAAUGCGUGAGUAACAUGAUAAUGUUCUGAUUUCCACUGUAGGUUCAUUUAAAAAAAAAAAUAUUUUAAUUUUGAGCUGGUGUAAUAAGCAAUAUCCUUCUAUAUAACUAGAAUUGUCUUAAGUUAACUAAAACGAUCUCUGUUAUAGAAAGUUUCAAUCAUUGUAACUAACUCAUAAAGUGUAUGCCCUAAAUUAGGCUUCUAACUUGACUUAUAUUUUUAUUUACUUCCUUGUUCAGGUCCAUGGUUUAGUUGUGGCUAGUGUUGCAUACUUGAAAUUAUCUAAUUUUUUACUCUGAAACCUUCCUUAAAAAUGGUACAUAAUGAGGUCUGAGUGGUCCAAUCCAUACACAGGCAUUGGAGAGGUUAAACUCUUGAGCAGCAAAUCUUCAGCAGAGGGGAUCUCAAUUAUUUUAUGUGUAAUAUAAAAUUAUUUCAAACAUAUGCUGGUUUCACUUCCCCAAGUAGAUCUUUCUAAAGAAUCACUUUCUGGAAACAAAUUUUUAAAAAACCUCCCAAAAUUAUUACUACUGUUGAAUACUGUAUUACUAUGCUAUCGACAGAGAACAAUAAUAGAGCCACUGAACCAGAAAACAAAUGGACGUUAAUUACAUAAAAUUGUCUUAAUAUUAUUGAUACCCCGCUGCAAUUUUAAAUUCUUUAAUUAAGUAACAAAUUGUUUUAUUUUUUCUGAGCCCCCGACACUCCAACACUUUUGAGAUUUCUGUGAACGUAGCCAGUGGUUCAGCGGUCAAUUUUACUCUAAACUACCAAGAGUUGUUGCAACGAAAGCUUGGCUUAUAUGAAUAUGAAAUCCAUGUCAAACCUGGCCAGGCAGUGGAAGAUUUUCUGGUAGAAGUUAAUAUCCAGGCAAGUUAUUUCAUAUUUUUUUCCUGAUGUGGUAUAUUAAUGGUCAUUAGUUUCGCCACCAAAGGUAAUAUAAAAUGUUAGUUUUCAUGGUCAUUAGUUUCACCACCAAAGGUAAUAUAAAAUGUUGGUUUUCAUGGUCAUUAGUUUCACCACCAAAGGUAAUAUAAAAUGUUGGUUUUCAUGGUCGUUACUUUCGCCACCAAAGGUAAUAUCUAAUAUCUAAUUUUUCACUUACUGCUACUAACUUUGCAGUAUUAACUUUGACAAAACUAGCCAAUGUAUAAGCAAAAAGAACAUAUCUUUACCUACCUCCAUUUACAUUUAGGAGAAUAAAAAGAUUGGUGCUAUAAGAACACCUGCUCUGCGCACAGAUUCAUUAUUGACAAAUAAAGUUGCAGGUGGGUAACACUAACAUAGAGACAAUUUUAAGUAAUUAAUCUCCAAUAUCUACUUAAAUAACAAAUUAAAAAAAAAAAAUUAUUUAUUGAAAAUUGGAAAGUUUUUCAUAUAGAUCUCUAACAUGACACCCCCCACCCUUUAUGACACUACAAUACUUAAAUGUCAUGCUAUCAAAGUAUUUAUCACUUCCAUAAAAAUUUAAUUAAGCAAACUACAAACCUAUUUUUUUAUUUUUUUUGGAAAUGGGUCAUUUGAGAGAUUUUAGCUAUGAUCUCUAAAACAUAUUCUUAUUAUAUAAAGAUUAAGGAAUAAGUCAAUUUGCAAAGUUUAAAAAUAUAAAUGCAGGUGGAAUAAGUCUACAUGCUCUUAUAUAAAUCAAAACGAAUAAGUCUAUUUGUGUAUUUUUAUUAUCUAGAAAUAGAAGCACACAUUCUGUUUACAUUACAGAUGAAAAUCCUUUGACCAUUAUUGAGAGAAUCAGUUCUCAAAGUGCUAAAGUUUUAUUCAAACCAAGCAAGGCUCAGCAAGGUCAAGGUGGUGUGGCAGCCAGCUUUGUUGUUCAGUAUGAUGUUGAACACCCACCUAAAGGAGAGAUCAUGGUAUGUUUAUGAAUGUUCAAGUCUCUGAAAACAAUUAUAUUUUGUCAAAAACAAUUUUUACCUACAAUUUGAAUAAAAAAAUAAAAAAAAACUAAGAUAAAUAAAAUGAGUUAAUGAAACAAAUGAACUUUUAUUUAAGUCUAAAUUUUCUUCCCCCAGAUUGUCGAUGGUUACUUCAUUCAUUUCUUUGCCCCUGAUUUGCCCCCAAUGCCUAAAGAUAUCAUCUUUGUCCUUGACCUGUCUGGAUCUAUGCAUGGCACCAGAUUGGCUCAACUUAAAACAGCAAUGAAAGUCAUCCUCAAAGACCUGAAACCACAGGACAAAUUCAACAUUAUCACCUUUAGGUAAUCUUUUUUCUAGUACUAUAUACAUUCUAAAUAUUACUUUAUGUUUAUUUGAGUUAUUUUUAUUAAGAAGAGCUUACUGGGCUACUAACUGUAGAAGAAGAUGAACCCCAUACUGACUGUCUCUCUCUCAUAUCUGCCUUUUAUUCUAACAGUUCUGAUGUGCAAAAGUGGCAAAAAAAUCCUGUCUUUGCCACAGCUGAUCAAAUCAGUGCAGCUGAUAAAUUUGUUCUAAAAAUGGAUGAUGGUGGCAGUGAGUAAACUCUGUUUUCACAACAAAAAUUAAAAUACUCUACCAUAUAAAUUAAAUAUUUCAACACUGCUUGUAAAUUGUCUGAUUAUAUUGGACAAAAAAUUGAUUUUUUCAUUGUUAUAAAUGUAUUAAGAUUAUAUUCAUUUUUUUGUAGUGACCAACAUCAACUUUGCCCUGAUAACAGCUCUAAAUGAAUUGAAGACUCAUUCUAACAAAGAAAGAGCAUCUAUGGUGUUUUUCUUAACUGAUGGUGAACCAACAGAAGGCGAAAUAAACUUUGAAAAAAUUGCUAUCAAUGUCCGUGAGGCAAAUGGAAAAGAGGCAGCCAUCUUCUCUCUGGCAUUUGGUGAAGGUGCCAACUAUCAAUCAUUGCAGACUAUCUCAGCUCAGAAUUCUGGCUUUGCUAGAAAAAUAUACGAAGCGUCAGAUGCGGCUCUUCAGGUGGCCAGCUUAUACCAAGAAAUUUCCGCAGUAGUCAUGAAAGAUAUUUCCAUCUCAUUCUUGCCCAGCAGUGUCGAUGAGUUUACCCUCACAGAUAACAAAUUCCCCAACAUCUUCAAUGGUUCUGAAGUUGUGGUAUGUGGUCAAGUGUUGGAUAAGGCCCGUGAGUUCCAGCUCUCCAUCAAAGGUGUCCAGCAGUCAGGGGAAGUAAAUCUCAUACUUGAGACAGAUGAUAUCAGUAAUCUUAUCCUGAACCCAGAGGAUCCUUUGUUUAGUGGACCGAGAAACUUUGCCGGAAUUGUUGAGAAAAUGUGGGCGUACCUCACCAUCAAACAGCUGCUGAGGGAGAAAGAUAAGAACUUGUCUGAUAAAAAAGUUAUGGAGUUGGACAAGAAAAUCCUUGACAUGUCACUGAAAGUAAGAAUAAAGUAAGGUGUUUGUGAGGUUCUCCAUAGCUCAGUGGUUCUCAACCUUCCUAAUGCAGCGACCUUAAAUGCUGUUCCUUUUGUUGUGGUGACCCCCAGCCAUAAAGCUAUUUUCACUGCUACUUCAUAAAUGUUUUCCGAUUGUCUCAGGUGAACCCUAUGUAAGCGGUCUCGACCCACAUGUUUAGGGCCGCUGCUAUAUUUGUAUUCCCAAUGGUAACAGAAAAGGUUUUAACUAUUGAAAUGGGUAGGAUGCAAACUGAUAUUGCAAUUUAUGGUUCUUAUGUGAUGGAGAGUUAUUUUAUAAGGAUGCAAACUGAUAUUGCAAUUUAUGGUUCUUAUGUGAUGGAGAGUUAUUUUAUAAGGAUGCAAACUGAUAUUGCAAUUUAUGGUUCUUAUGUGAUGGAGAGUUAUUUUAUAAGGAUGCAAACUGAUAUUGCAAUUUAUGGUUCUUAUGUGAUGGAGAGUUAUUUGAUAAUUUGAAAUGGCACUAUUGAUAGGAUUUUAAAAAUGCUGCAACAUACUUUAAUUGUAAAAGCCCUUUUAAAAAAAUGACUAUUGUUGCAAUGCAUUUCCCAUUUACUAGAAGCAUUGGCUCAGGCCAGUUGAUGGCCACCAUUGUAAUGUAUUUUUAUUUUGUCCCCAAGUACCAAUUUGUUACACCUUUGACUGCUAUGGUGGUGACCAAACCAGGUCAGCAAGAGCCAAGUGAGUCAAUCUUGAAAGACAAAGGUAAUGAGGUCACAGGGGAAGAUCCACCAAUAAUCAGAGCACAGGCUAGUAGUAGUUGUAAGUAAAUAUACUCCACUAAAAUAAUUUAUUUAUUUAAUCAUAAGCUAAUAAUAUUAUAUAUGCACCCUUAAAAUAUACAUAAAAGAACAUAUAAUACUAACAAUUUAAAUAAUAAGUAUUUUUUCUGACUAAUUUCUAAGUGCCCCAGAGUUUGAUUUGAUGACAGUAAUCACUAACUGCCACAUUAGUUUACUCCCCAGAGUUUGAGUUGAUGACAUUAAACACUAACUGCCACAUUAGUUUACUCCCCAGAUUUUGAUUUGAUGACAAUGAACACUAACUGCCACAUUAUAUUAUUUCUAGAUCAGUUCUCUCAGUCCAAAUUUUUAAACAAAAAAAAAACAAAUGUUCCUUUGCAGUUGGACAAAUGGGGAGUAUUGCUUAUAGACACUAUAGACAGAAACUUUCCUAUGGUUCAUCUUCCGCUAAGGGAUUUUUGGGAGAACCAGUAUUUCUUAUUGAUUCUGGAGCUGUGGGAAAAUCCCACACAAAGCUUUGGCCACAAAAGAGAAGUAAUAAAACUGUAUUGGCUUUGAUUUACCAAUAAAUAAGCUUGUUCCACUUAUUAACAAAGAACUCAUAUGAUUAAAGAAAUGUGGGGGAGCCCUGUGUGUAUUAGCAACAAAUAAUUUGUUUGAUUUAGAAAGAUGGCUACCGGUACUUUUUUAAUUUAUCUCUACGUUUGUGCAUUUCUCAGAGCAGCCAAGAAAAAUAACCGAAAACCAGAAAAAGUCAAAUAUCUGGUUCAAAGGUAAGUGAGGCAUUGCAGUGUGAAGCAUGUAGUGAUGAUGUCAGUCUGAGAUCAGUAAAAUUGUUAUAGAAAAUAAAAAACCCACUUUGUCUAGUAAUAAGGGCUUGUGUAAUAAUAAUUUAAAACAAUUUAGAACCAAGCAUGCAGUGAUCUGCAUGUUGCUUAAUUCACCGAUGAAUGCCCGCGUCAAAUGUAUCGGGUUCAAACACGUUUUUCUUGGAAAAAUGUCUUCAGAAUACUUAGACAGUCAUAGAUAGAUAGAUAGAUAUAUCUUCUAUUCAAUAAAUUAUUGAUUGAUUUUAUGUUAUUUCAAAAUUCAAUAAACUAAUAUAAACCUGAUUAUCCAGGGUAAUUUUUAUUUCUGCUAAUCCAGCUAAUAAAAAGACUGGAUAAUCAAUUACAUUAUUCAAUAUAAAGAAUAGAAAAUAAUAGCUACAGAAGCAUAAUCCAUGCAGAUUUGAUCCUCAACUUCCUAGUUUGCUUUAUCUUCACCUUUAAAAUCUCUGUAAAAAACUAAUUUUUAAGAAAUUCAAUAAAACAAAGAAUUGACUUUUGGGGUGCAUGCCGCUUUCUGUCCCUAAUUUUAAACUGAUCCGACGGAUGUCAAAUUUUUCAGGCAUUCACAAUUCAAUGUGCAGUUGGCAAAUUUUUUUUUUUAAAUUUGCUUUUAACUAACUAUUUUUGUCUUGUCAAACUUCAGAAGAAAAAUAAUGCACCAUUUUUUUUACAGACUUUCCUCUGUCAGCUUUUGCCAUCAAAAUAGGAAAAAAAAGUGUGUGUGUUGUACCCAAAAAACUUGAGAGUGGCGUAUACAGACUUGUGGUGGCAGAUGAUGGUAAAUAUAGCAAUCGAUACUUUGCAAAAUUUGACUAUUAAUUCAUAAAUGACCGAUAUAAACUAAAUAUGUCGUCGGUACAUUUUUAAUGGUGUUGUUCCUGUUGAUUUGAGUUUUUUAAAUCCAGUUGUUUUAAACAGAGCAUAUCUAAAAUCAAAUAAGAUAAGAUCAGAUGAGUUAAAGUAAGAUGAGAAAGAUUAAAUAAGAUUAUUUACAGAUCCAAAUACAUAUAUUACAAUUUACAUGCUUAUUUCCAAAAUGUCAAAUAAGAACAUAGACAGUAACCAUUCUGAUUAAGAUAACAUGUUUUUAAAACAUGAAAAUACAGCUGCAACUUAAGAGACAGUCUUUGAGUUUUUUUUUGUUGUUUUGAAACUAAUUUGUAGCAAGGCGUUAGGUUAACCUUUGUGUUGUCAGAUUCUUCAAGAAAAAAGUACAUUUGGUAGAGGAAUAGACUCCAUUAACAUAAGCAUCAACUCUGAAGUAAUGAUACUUGCACUUUUAUCUUAUAAUAUAAAUGGGUUUUUUUCAGGUUAUUUCAUCAACUUAGAGGUUGGUUGCUCCAACUUACCCUGUGUUUCCCAAAAAGCUAUGAAGAUAAUGGCUUACUACAAAAACACCAACGCUACCGUUGAGCUUGUGAACAUUGCUACUGAUUCUUGGAAGUAUUCGGCCAGUUCAAACUUUAGAACAGAGCAAUUAGGCAAUAAUUUCACAGUCACAGGUAAGAUGAUAUUUAGGAUCCUUGCGUCAUUAACAAUAUGGGGCUGUGUUUUCAAUAUUAAAAUCAUCGGACGAUGUUAUAAAAAUAUCUUUUCAAAGUGCUGAUAAGUUUUAAUUAAUUUUUUGAAAAUUAUAUUUUGAAACUUGACUUUUCUUUGUCUUUAGUUCUUUUAAUUUAAAUUUUCAUUUGAAUUUAAAAAAAAAAAGAAAAAAAAGAUACAUUUAACAUUAUCUUCCAGGUGAAAAUGCAAAACUGAGCUUUUUUUGGCAUACGAGUGGCAGCAAAGGCUACUAUGACAUCAUAAUUGAACUUGAUCCUGGAAAGAAAUACACGGGUCUCACAGGUAACUGGAACUAUUAGAUAAUUUGAUUGCUUCUUAAUUUUACUUCAUAAUACAAUGCAAAUCUCAAAGUUCAAACAAGUAGGUAUAUAGUUCUUUUUGGACAAAUACAAAUGUUUUAUUUACAAGUCAACUGAGUGACUGUUUUGUAAAAAAAAAAAUAAUAAUAGAAGGCUAACACUGCUAAUUAUAUGACCUCAAACAGACGUAGUUGCUAAUUUAACUUAAUAAAUUGAUUUGUUGCUGAUUAACAUAAUAUUUAUGUGAGUUUAUUUUGUGCCACUGGUCCCACUGUUGGUUAUUAUAUAAUGUGUGUGUUAUUUGUUUUGUUUAAAAGCUGAAAUCAUGAGGAAAGCUGGCAAACAACAGAAGAAAAAAGUUGAAUCUGCUUGCAAGUCAUUACAAACUCAAGCCUCCAUCAAAUUCAACAAGAAGCUGGCAAGGAAGUACCGCAUUGGAAAUGUUUAAAAAAGGAAUUACCGCAUUGGAAUAAAUUCGCUGUGAGACAGAUUAGUCUCUUGUUUUUUUAAAUGUUAAUUUCAGGGGUGGGUAAGCUAUUGUUCAGACUGAGGGCCAAAUGAAAAUUAAUAAAACAAUUUUGUGAAGGUCUUGCAGGUCACUGGAAGGUUUUGCAGGUCGCACUGAACAUUUCAGCAGGCAGCAUGUGGCCCUCAGGUUGUAGAUUGCCCCCACCCCUACUUCGUCUGGAGCUAGCACUGUAAACACCAUUAUGCAUUUUUCUAUUUACUUUACUUUUUAUGUCAGUAUGUAAAUAUUUCACUUGAUCACAAAUUAAAGAUAUAAUAUUAUGUAAAGUAGUAAUUUUCUACAAGCCUCCACAGAAAAAAAUGUGUGUAGGACCACAAAAAAAAAAGACAGCAGGUAGACAUAAAUUGCAAAAAAGCAAACAAAAAAAACCCACUUAGUUCCUCUUUAUUUAAUUAACCCUUUUAAGGUGGAGCAUUUUUGGGCUUUCAGUGCCAAGAAAACAGAGCCCUUCUCUAAAGCCCAGCACUUAAAUGCAAAAAAAAAUAAAAAUAAUAAUCAAGUAAUGACUUUACAAAUAUAAUACUAUAUAUGUUCUUGUAAGAAAUUGAACUAAUACAAUCUAUGUGACUCAAACUGAAAUCUCAAAAUUUAUGCCAAUAAGAUAUCCUGAUUUGCAUAAUUUAUUCAUGUAAUUAAAAAAAAAAAAAAUCGGUCCACUUAGUAUAAACAUAUCUUGCUUGUGGGGAAUUUUCUGAUAUAGAAGAAGAAGAAGAAACCUAAAUAAGUCAUAACAAACAUUUUUAUUGAGAUUCAAUAUGAAAAACUGCAUAAAGUAUUUGACUGGUGGUGCUUAAGCAUUGUUGCAUACGUCUUGGUAUUAUAUUUUGUAGGCAUUUGUAGGUGUCACAAGGUACAAAAUAAAUUGACAUAUAGAACCGUAAAUAAUCAAUGAAAGUAUAAAAAAAAAAAAAAAAAAAAAAAAAAAAAAAAAAAGAAAAAAAAAAAGAAAAAAAAUAAAAAAAAAAAAAAAAAAAAAAAAAAAAAAAAAGAGAGAUUAAAAAGCAGCGAUGAUCAAGAAAUGAGAGAUGCGAUAUGAUUAGCUGAAUUGAAGACCAGCCAGCCAAUCUCAAGCCUUGUAUUUUUGGGAUGUUGGAUUGGCCCCUUGUAUCAAAAGGGUUAAAAAUCCCUUUUUAUGCAUCAAUACUUCAAUUUUUUUUAAUGGCCAAUUCACAAAUAUUUGUAUAAUACUGAAAAAAGUAGAAUCCUAGAGAAAAUAUAGAACUAAAAAAAAUCUCCCUGUGUUGACUUGAAGCAAUCUACAAUAUGUUAAAAAUAACUUAAAACCUUAAUGAAGUUAGUGAAAUGAUAUGAACCUAUAGUCAAUUAUAAUGUUUUAACAUUUCACUGACAGGUGGUAGGCCUAUCUUUGAUGUUUUCUUUCAAGAAUUACUGAUAGAAAAAUGUAUUGUACUACUUAAAAUAAUUAACAGGAUUUAAGAUGAACAUUGGAAAAUGGUUUUGUUUUUUUUGACAGUAAAACUAUAUGGAAUAUCAUGCUUUUUCUUAUCUCACUUCAUCUCCUAAAAAUUUGAAAAAUAAAAAAGAAACAAAGAUGUCUUUCAAAUUUUUGUUAACAAAUGUUUUUGUAAAUGUUCAAAUUAAAACUUUUCCAUUC
Lymnaea stagnalis (great pond snail) is the source of this 10797-nucleotide messenger RNA. The record is from the annotation of a GenBank genome assembly. NCBI's taxonomy places the organism in Eukaryota, Metazoa, Mollusca, Gastropoda, Lymnaeidae.